AUGCCUCGAGCUCCACGUCCGCCUCUGAAAGUUCCUGAUUCCUAUGCUUCGCUCCCUUGCCGUCAUAUCAGAGUCUCCCACGUCCCAGCCUCGUCUCCAACUCCGACACCGGUGAUUUUGAUCACUUUGAACAGACCAGAGAAACACAAUGCUUUCACAGAUGUUAUGCGAGAAGACCUGGAGCGGGUAUACGAGCUCCUGGACAUUGAUGAGCGUGUCAAGGUAGUUGUCUUGACUGGCGCAGGAAGGAGCUAUUGCGCAGGAGCGGAUCUCGAGAUUGGGUUCUUGGGAGCCAGGGAUGAGAAGGGAGAAAUCAAGAACCCGAAAACAGAACGCGACGUAGAUCACAGAGACGGUGGUGGACGAGUUUCUUUGGCGAUACACCAUUGCUCAAAACCGACGAUCGCGGCCAUCCAAGGCGCGGCCGUUGGCGUCGGUAUCACCAUGUGCUUGCCGGCCUGUAUACGGAUCGCAUAUGCCCAGGCCAAGGUCGGAUUCGUUUUCAGCAGACGGGGACUCAUCAUGGAGGCAUGCUCUUCUUACUUCCUCCCACGAUUGAUUGGUCAUUCAAGAGCACUACACCUGACCACUACGGGCAUGGUCUAUCCAGCGGACCAUCCCCUGUUCGGCACUCUCUUCUCGGAGACUUGUCCAACGCCAGAAGCGACUCUGUCACGAGCACUCGAGCUGGCGGAUGAGAUCGCUAAGAACACAUCGACGGUCUCGACCAAGAUGAUGAGAGAGCUCAUGUACAGAGGCCCAGACAGCGCUGAAGGUGCUCAUCUUCUCGACUCGAGGAUCAUCCAUGGCAUGUUUGGUAGCAAGGACAACAUUGAGGGAGUGGAGAGUUUCCUGCAGAAGAGACAGGCCAACUUUACCGGUCAGGUCCCUCGGAAUGCGCCGAACGGGUAUCCAUGGUGGCAGCAAAUUGAUAUUGGCGACAAGGGAGAGGACACACGAGCCAAAUCAAAGCUAUAG
Messenger RNA from Rhinocladiella mackenziei CBS 650.93, 978 nucleotides. RefSeq lists its product as uncharacterized. The record is from RefSeq and is a predicted model, not a curated record. The transcript is spliced from 2 exons. Lineage: Eukaryota; Fungi; Ascomycota; Eurotiomycetes; Chaetothyriales; Herpotrichiellaceae. Bases 1 to 978 code for a protein of 325 amino acids.